Molecule: messenger RNA, 1743 nt
Organism: Triticum turgidum subsp. durum (durum wheat)
Lineage: Eukaryota; Viridiplantae; Streptophyta; Magnoliopsida; Poales; Poaceae
Source: the annotation of a GenBank genome assembly
AUGUCGGGAGCGGAGCCAUCGGCGGCGGCGGCGGGGGCGGGGGCGGGCAAUGGCCAGCACGCGGCGGUGGACAUCCGCACGGCGGCGCAGCAGCCCGAGGAGCCGAGGCAGACGUCCAUGAGCGGGCCGCUCAACCUCCGGAGCGACCGGAGGCCGCCGCCGGCGCAGAGGGCCUUCAGCCGGCAGGUGUCCCUGGGCAGCGGCGUCACGGUGAUGGGCAUGGACAGAGGCGGGAGGAACGGCGGCAGGCCCGGGCAGCGCGCGCUCCCGCGCAGCGGCAAGAGCCUCGGCGUGCUCAACCACAGCGGCGGCCUCGGCCCGGACGGCGCCCCGCGCAGGGGCGGCGACUUCAGCAUGUUCCGGACCAAGUCCACGCUCAGCAAGCAGAACUCCAUGCUGCCGUCCAGGAUCAAGGAGGAGCUGGACGGCGUCGACCUGGACCACGUCGAGGGCCAGCCCACCGGCAGGCCCGACGUGGACCCUCUCAACAAGAGCGUCCCCGCCGGCCGCUACUUCGCCGCGCUUCGCGGCCCCGAGCUCGACGAAGUCCGCGACUACGAAGACAUCCUGCUGCCCAAGGACGAGGUGUGGCCGUUCCUGCUGCGGUUCCCGAUCGGCUGCUUCGGCGUCUGCCUGGGGCUCGGCAGCCAGGCCAUCCUGUGGGGCGCGCUGGCGGCGAGCCCGGCGAUGGGGUUCCUCCGGGUGACGCCCAUGAUCAACGUCGCCGUGUGGCUGCUGGCGACGGCCGUGCUGGUGGCCACGUCCGUCACCUACGCGCUCAAGUGCGUCUUCUACUUCGAGGCCAUCCGGCGCGAGUUCUUCCACCCGGUGCGCGUCAACUUCUUCUUCACGCCGUCCAUCGCCGCCAUGUUCCUCGCCAUCGGCCUCCCCCGCGCCUUCGCGCCGGCGAGGCUGCACCCGGCCGUGUGGUGCGCGUUCGUGGCGCCGCUGUUCGCGCUGGAGCUCAAGAUCUACGGGCAGUGGCUGUCGGGCGGCAAGCGGAGGCUGUGCAAGGUGGCCAACCCGUCGUCCCACCUGUCCGUGGUGGGCAACUUCGUGGGCGCCAUCCUGGCGGCGCGGGUCGGGUGGGAGGAGGCCGGCAAGUUCCUGUGGGCCAUCGGCGUCUCCCACUACAUCGUCGUCUUCGUAACGCUCUACCAGCGGCUGCCCACCAACGAGGCGCUGCCCAUGGAGCUGCACCCGGUCUACUCCAUGUUCAUCGCCACGCCGUCCGCCGCCAGCCUCGCCUGGGCGGCCAUCUACGGCAGCUUCGACGCCGUCGCGCGCACCUUCUUCUUCAUGGCGCUCUUCCUCUACAUGUCCCUCGUCGUGCGCAUCAACUUCUUCCGUGGCUUCCGGUUCUCCAUCGCGUGGUGGUCCUACACGUUCCCCAUGACGACGGCGUCGCUGGCGACCGUCAAGUAUGCCGAGGCCGUGCCGUGCUUCACGAGCAGAGCCCUCGCGCUGAGCCUGUCCCUCAUGUCGACGACCAUGGUGUCGCUGCUGCUCGUGUCGACGCUCCUGCACGCCUUCUACUGGCGCUCGCUGUUCCCCAACGACCUCGCCAUCGCCAUCACCAAGGACCGGCAGAGCGGCGCCGGGAGGCCGCACGGCAAGGGGAGGAAGGCCGGCAAGAGGGUGAACGACAUCAAGCGGUGGGCCAAGCAGGUGCCGCUCUCGGUCGUCUCCUCCAUCACCAAGAGCAACUCUGCAGACAAGGAAGAAGAGGAGAAAACAGACUAG